Molecule: messenger RNA, 2641 nt
Organism: Seriola aureovittata
Lineage: Eukaryota; Metazoa; Chordata; Actinopteri; Carangiformes; Carangidae
Gene: eva1bb
Product: eva-1 homolog Bb (C. elegans)
Exons: 3
Coding region: 370-855 (161 amino acids)
Source: RefSeq, a predicted model, not a curated record
CCUCCGGUCACAGAGGCUCAGACCUGCACUGGGGCAGAAUCAGUCCAGUAACAGUGGGGACUUUUAUUUUGGAGUCUGGUGGCAGUUUCACUUUAUCUCUGAGGCGAAGGAGACGCCUCCUUUACAACAGUCUGGACUCUGGCUGGUCGUCCUCCCUGUGGAGGAUGAGAGGAUCAUAGUGAGGAGCUGCUCCUCUUUUCCAGACUCUGAGAGACCCAAAACCUCUUUCUGUCUGAGAUGGAUCUGACAGACCAGGUCCAGAUCUGGAUCUAAGUUCUCUGUUUGAGUUAGUGAAGCUCCAGGACCGAGGAUCUUCAGGAGCUCAGAGAGUAAAACCUCCUGGUCGAUAUCCGAACCACAGUGACCCUGAUGGAGCCUGUGAAGAAAGACAUGGAGCUGCUCAGUAACAGCAUGGCCACCUACGCUCACAUCAAAGCCAAUCCAGAGAGCUUCGCCCUCUACUUCAUGAUGGGCGUCUGUUUCGGGCUGCUCAUGGCACUCUGCCUCCUGGUGGCUGCCAUCGCCUGCAGGACUCACCGCCACCGCAGACUGCCUCCCUCCCCCGAGAGGAGGCAGCUGAAGGAGUCCAGCGAGGAAGAGGAAGAGGAGGAGGAGGAGGAGGAGAGCAUCGCAGACGAGGAUGGGGAGGAGGCAGAGAUCCCCAGAGUGACUGUCGGGCCGAUGACGUCUAAUAGUUCUCUGAUGAGUGUUGAUGUGUUCGCUUCAGCUGACGAGCUGGAGAAGGCGAGACGUCUGGAGGAGAGAGAGCGAAUCGUCAGGGAGAUCUGGAGGAACGGGCAGCCGGACAUCCUGGUCACAGGGACGGGGACAAUAGGACGAGUCCAUUACCACUGACAGACACUGAGAAAGACUCUUCAUGACUGAAGGACAGAGAGAGUUCACUGAUGAACACAUGAAUAUCAGUUCACUCAUCAUGAGGAGAAACACUCCACAUGUGAAAAAGGUUUCAUAAUGUCUCAUGUUUAAUGUUUAAUGUCUUGUGUGGGAGGGAUGGAGCUUUUUAACAUCAAAGGUUAUCUCAGCUCAGAUAUGGGGCUUCAAACCGAUGGGGUUUGAAAUACAUUUACAUUUACCAGUCAACAGUCAAUGAACUAACUGUAGGCCGUGGAUUGAUUCCUGACUGAGAGAGGUGUACAGGUGUUUCUCCAGAUCUGUGGCUGAAAUAAAAGACUUCAUCUAAGUCAUAUUUCUCAAGUGAUAAAAACACGACUGAACAACUUUCUUCAUCUGAGGUUCAAAACACAAUCAAAGAUCACAUACCAUUCUUUUUGCAGGAAGAUCAAGUUCAAUGACCUCAGAUCACCUGUGAUUUAAUGUAAGAAGUUGAAUACAGCUUCAAACAAAGCAAUCAGAAUACAGCUACAAAUUUACCAAUUACAAUACGGCUGCAAAUCUACAAUUUAGCAGCUAAGGUUACUGACAUUUAUCAUGUUGCAUUCACCUAAGAAUCAUUAUGUUGUCAAUUGUUUAAUUUUUCAUAGUUAAAGUAACUGUUACUGAUUCAUUUCAUAACAAUAUUAAACUAGUGAUGGUCAGAAUUAGCAGUUAAUGUUGUUAUCACUGGGCUAGUCUUUCCCACAGAAACCCUCCAGUCUUUUUCCAGCCUUUACAUCAGCUUGUGUCUGUUUCCACAAAUCCCAGUAGCUCCCUCUCAGUCCAGCUACAACACUGCCCACUCUCUGGUAAAGACUUGUCUGUUUGUCCUGUAAAUAUGAUUCUCGGUUGAUUACAUGUUUCAGAAACAUAUUUUGUGUCUGCUACAGAAAAUAAUACAUACACUUCUAUAGGCUGACAUAUACGUUCCUUCACUUUCUUACAGAACAUUAGAGGAGCAUAUUAAUAUCAAUCUCAUGUCUGUAGGUAAAUAUGAAGCAAAUGGUUAGCUUAGCAUAGCAUAAAGACUGGAAACAGGAGGAAACCGCUAGUUCAGCUCUGUCCAAAGUAUAAAAACAAUUCAAAGGUGGAUGUGUGGAGCCAGGAGGGGGGUUGACUGUAAGUUACUGAAUCUGAAUCCUUACUCCCUUACCAAAUCUUAUUAGGUUUACCUGUGAAUUAACUCUAACAUAAACAUGUCUAACCACCAGAAAGCAGAAAUACUAGUUUUAGUGGCAGCAUUGUCAAUGUUCAAAGAUUGAGAGAAGAGGAGAGAUAAAAUAUUUGAUAAGAGAUUUGUUAGUGUUGGAGCUGAACUAAUGAGGUAUGUUGUAAAUGUUGUAACAGGCUGUCAGAACCAUCUCUACCAUCCAGUCACUUGACCCCCCCUUGUGUCUCCACUGACUUUACAUUGGUGUGACAUCAUGCUUAUAAAAGUCACUUCUCUAGCAUCUGGGAAAGUUUGACAAACAUUAAAUCUCCAUGAUUUAAAAAAUCUUACCACAAAGUUUCCAUGGCAGAUUCUUCUCUGCAGUAUCACUGCAUCAUGGUUUUGUACAGAUUAUAUGAACAAGAUAACCCUCAGGCAGAGCCAGGCUAGCUGUUUCCCCGUUUCCAGUCUUUAUGCUAAGUUAAGCUAAGAUAUUAAGAUUAAGAUAUUAAUGUUCUUCAUGUGUAGCUUGUAUAACAUUUAAAACAUUAUUUACUUACUGGCUGUAAUAACAAAUACAAUAUUGUCGUUUUUGUA